AUGUCGUCUGACAACGCGGUGCAGCCCCCCGUGGCGGUCAAGAAGCCACACCGGGUCACCUUCGGCUACGUGGAGGGCGAGGACCGCGGGCCGAACCCGAUGAACCCGCCCCGCUACCACGACGACCCCUACUUCUGGAUGCGCGAUGACGACCGCAAGAGCGCCGAGGUAAUCGAGCACCUGACGAAGGAGAAGGCGUACUUCGAGGCGCGCAGCGCGGACAUCCAGUCCCUGCGCGACGAGAUCUACGCCGAGCACAUCUCUCACAUCAAAGAGGACGACACCUCCGCCGCCUACGUGCACGGCCCGUACCGGUACUACACGCGUGAGGUGAAGGGCAAGUCCUAUAAGAUCUACUGCCGUGUGCCGAAGGAUAAGGAGGCCGGCGACGACGCCGCGGAGCAGGUGAUCAUCGACGUGAAUCAAGUGGCGGAGGGCAAGGCCUUCUGUGAUGUGAUGGAAGUGGAGCCGGCGCCGCCGGAGCACGACCUGGUGGCCUACUCGGUGGACCUGAGCGGCAACGAGGUGUACACGAUCGAGUUCAAAAAGGUGUCGAACGAGGCGGAGAAGGUGCCCGACGUGGUGACCGGCACGAACGGCGACAUCGUGUGGGGCAAGGACCACACCAGCCUCUUCUACCUCACCAAGGACGACACGCUGCGCGACAACAAGGUGUGGCGCCACGUGAUGGGGCAGCCGCAGUCCGCCGACGUCUGCCUCUACGAGGAGCCCAACCCGCUUUUCUCCGCUUUCAUGUACAAGGCCGCCGACAGCAACACCCUCUGCAUCGGAUCCCUUUCGUCCGAGACGACGGAGCUGCACCUGCUGGACCUGCGGAAGGGCAACGCGUACAACACACUCGAGACGGUGCGCCCGCGCGAGAAGGGCGUCCGCUACGACGUCCAAAUGCACGGCACCGCGCAGCUGCUCAUCCUGACAAACGAGGGCGGCGCGGUGAACCACAAGCUGAUCAUCGCCUCGCGCGAGCGGCCGGGGGACUGGUCCAGCGUGCUCGUCGAGCACAGCGAGGACGUCUUUAUGGAGAACACUGUGGUGCGGGCGCGUUACCUCGUUGUGGCCGGCCGUCGUGCGGGGCUCACACGGAUCUGGACCAUGACGGUCGACCCGCAGGACGGCGUCUUCAAGGCGGGCACGGGCCUGCGCGAGGUGGAGAUGGACGAGCCGAUCUUCACGGUGCACCUGGUGGAGUCGCAGAUGGCGGAGUACGAGGCACCGACCUUCCGCAUGGAGUACUCCUCCCUCGCGACGCCCAACACGUGGUUCGAUGUGCAGCCGGGGGACCACUCCCGUGUCGCGGUGAAGGUGCGCGAGGUCGGCGGCGGCUUCGACGCGGGCAGCUACACGGUGGAGCGGCGCUUCGCCACGGCGCCGGACCGGACGAAAAUCCCGCUCUCCAUUGUGUACCACAAGGACCUGGAUCUGAGCCAGCCGCAGCCCUGCAUGCUGUACGGUUACGGCAGCUACGGCCUGUGCAUGGACCCCCAGUUCAACAUCAAGCACCUGCCCUACUGCGACCGCGGCAUGAUCUACGCCGUGGCACACAUCCGCGGCGGCAGCGAGAUGGGGCGUGCGUGGUACGAGAUCGGUGCGAAGUACCUCACGAAGCGCAACACCUUCUCUGACUUUAUUGCCGCGGCGGAGUACCUGGUGGAGUCGAAGAUGACGACGCCGGCGCAGCUCGCGUGCGAGGGCCGCAGCGCUGGUGGCUUGCUGAUGGGCGCGGUGCUGAACAUGCGUCCUGACCUCUUCAAGGCUGCCCUGGCCGGCGUGCCGUUCGUCGACGUCAUGACGACCAUGAGCGACCCCAGCAUCCCGCUGACCACCGGGGAGUGGGAGGAAUGGGGGAACCCGAACGAGUACAGGUUCUACGACUACAUGCUCAGCUACAGCCCGCUGGACAACGUGCGGGCGCAGGAGUACCCCAACAUUAUGAUCCAGUCCGGCCUGCACGACCCCCGCGUGGCCUAUUGGGAGCCGGCCAAGUGGGUCAGCAAGCUGCGGGAGUACAAGACGGACAGCAACGAAAUCUUGCUGAACACGGACAUGGAGAGCGGCCACUUCUCCGCGAAGGACCGGUACAAGUUCUGGAAGGAGUCGGCCAUCCAGCAGGCUUUCGUGUGCAAGCACCUGAAGAGUACGGUGCGCAUGCUGGCUCGCAAGUGA
Leptomonas pyrrhocoris is the source of this 2184-nucleotide messenger RNA. RefSeq names its product putative mitochondrial oligopeptidase b (OPB). NCBI's taxonomy places the organism in Eukaryota, Euglenozoa, Kinetoplastea, Trypanosomatida, Trypanosomatidae. The record is from RefSeq and is a predicted model, not a curated record. The coding region runs from base 1 to 2184 and encodes 727 amino acids. Gene Ontology annotation, biological process: proteolysis. Gene Ontology annotation, molecular function: serine-type endopeptidase activity. The transcript has a single exon.